AUGAGUGAUGAUGAGUUUUUUCGAGAUAAAUCUAGUAAUUCAUUACAAUACAUUAAAUGUAAAACUAGUACAAAAAUAGAUGAUAUAUUAAAAAGAAGAAAAGAUAAAAAAAUAAAAGAACACGAUGAAUUAAAAGGUAGUAUAAAUGAAGGAUCCUUUGUUGGAAUUGAAAAAAUAAAAAGUGAAGAAAAUGGUGAAUAUGAAGAAAAAUAUAAUGACAAAAAUAAAGGUAUAUAUAAAUUUAAUAGUAAUAGCACUAACAAAAAAAGUACCAAUGAUAGUAGUUAUGACAAUUAUUUAAUGGAUGACUAUAUAAAUGACGAUAAAAAUAUAAAUUCAUUUAGUAGUUUCUGUAUGAAUAGCAAACUUGAUUAUUCAAAUAUUCUCAAUAGGAAAUCACCAGAAAAAAAAAAAAAAAACAAUAAUAAUGAUGAUGAAGAUAGCGAUACUAGUGAUGAAUAUGACUUAUAUGGAUUUAAAAAUAUUCGAAGAUACUCUAAAGAGUGCUCUUUUAAUGCAAAUAAUAAAAUAGUAGGGAAUAUACUAAAUACUAGAGAAAAAAAACCCUCUUUAGACAAAUACGACACGAUAGACAAAUAUAGCAUUAUAGACAAACCUAGCAAUAUUGACAAACACAACACUAUAGACAAAUACAACACCGUAGACAACAUUGUGGACAUAGCAACAAAUAAUAGUAUAUCUGGUGAUAUUUUAAAACGAGGUAUAAAAUCAUGCGCUAAUAUUUCUGCAUUUAAAUCUAUGGGUAAUCAAGUUGAGGCAAAUGCAACAUCGUUAGAAAAUGAUAAAUAUAAUAAUAUGGAUUAUAAAAAUAGUGAUUACGUGAAAACAAAUACUAAAGAUUCUGAAAUAAAUCAGAGAGAUGAAAAAAACAUUUAUAAAAGCCCUAGCACAGAUGCUAUUUUAUCUCGAAUUAAAAGUGAUGACAAUGAUAAUUUAUGUGAUAAUAAAGAUGAUAUAUACGCAAAUAUGACGGAUUUAAAUAAAAUGUAUAUGCAAGAUGGAGAUAUGAAGAAAUUGUAUACACCAGAUGGAAAUAUAAACAGAACCCCUACGAAAACAUUUUCAAAAAGUUAUUUUGAAUAUUUAAAAUUUGAGACAGCUGGUAAAAUGAACAUAAGUGAGUUAGAAACUCCAUUAAAUUUAAAAGAUGAGAAAGAGGAUUAUAGUGGAAAUACCCCAUUCAUAGCUUAUUAUCUAGCAGGAAAAACAGAAAAUAAAAGUUUAAAUGGUGAAGAGGGCAAUUUAGAAAAUAAGACAUAUAGUUUUAAUAAGGAGAAUGAUAAGGAUUAUUCGAAGGAAAAGGUUUAUGAAUCUUUCAAAUUUGAUAUUAACACAAAAGAGAAAGGUGAUGAAUCCGAGCAUGAAGAAACAGGAGGCACAGAAAUUCAAGAAAAUGUAUUUAAUGUUAUAAAGGAUCACAGUUUUUCAAAAAAGCGAUCUCAUUCAUAUAGUAAUAAUGAUAUAACAAAUGUUAAUCAAAUGAAUAUAAAUGAUAAUAAAGAUGAGGUGGAUAUUUUCAAAAGAGUAAGUGUUACGUCCAAAAAAUAUAAUUUUAUAAAAACUGAGGAAGAGUAUAAUGAUAUGUUAAAAGACCGUGAUUUUAAAUUGAGCAGUAAUAAAAGUGGAUCGAGGAAAAGUACGAAUAAUGCAAAUGGUAUAGAUAUUUUAGAAAAAGUUAAUACUGAAAAGAAUAUGAAUAAUAAUGAUAUAAGUUUUACAGAUAAAAUAUUUUCAUGCAAUAAUUUUAAUAUAAUGAAUACAACUACAUUUAAAGAUAACCUUUUUAAAGAACCGGAAUAUAGCAAAUUAGAUCAUAAUGAAAUAAAUUUUGAAAAAUAUAAUGGUGAUAUGUUAUAUUAUAAUAUAAAUGAUAAAAAUGGUAUAAACGAAAAUGAAAAUAAUGCAUUAAAUAAAAAUAUAUCAUUUUUCAAUACAAAUGAGGAUAAUUAUGAUCAAAUAGAUAGAAUAGACACAAUACCACUAAAUAAAAGACUUUCUAUGUAUGGGAAGAGUUAUGAUGAUAUAAUCAAUGAAGGGAAUAUAAAUAAUAAUAAUUAUAAUAACGAUAUUUAUAAUAAUCCCAAUAAUUUUGGUAGUAUGAAAUUUAUUCCGAAUACUUCUGCAAUGAUAAACCAAUGGCAAUUUAAGGAUGGGGAUAUAAAUAACAUUCCUAUUAAUCGAAGUAAAAGUUACACUAAUAUAAUUGGAAGUAACGCAAAUGGUGAUAUAUAUAAAAAUAUAAAUAAUAUAAAUUAUAAUAAUAAAUUUAUGUCAAUUAAUGAUUUUAAAAGUGGUUAUCAAAUUGUUGAUACAGAAAGGGAAAUUGAAAAUUUUAGAAAUUCAUCAUAUGAAAGUAAAAUAAGAAAUAUUGAAAAAUACGUUAAUGAUAAUAAAAAUAAUUCAUUUAGAAGAUCGAAUUAUACAAAUAAGUAUAUAACAAUGCAUGAUAAUAAUACAUUUGUAGGAAAUACAAUAAAUAAAAUGAAUACUAGCAAUUUCCAUAUAGACAAUCUAAACCCUCUUCUAAUAAACAAUGUGAAUAACCACAAUAUGGAAAAUAAUGGCAAAGGGGAAAAUUACGAAAAGAAUGCUUCAGACCAAUUUUUCAAACAAAAUGAUAUUACAAAUUAUUCCUCCAUAAAUGGUGUGGAGAAUAAUUCAAAAAUGAUGAAUAAUAUGGAAAAGAAUAACACAUUCAAUAAAUCUAUUAUUUCAGAAAAUGAUGGUUUUAUUCCUUUAAAUAAAUAUAUUGCAAAUAGAUUAAUUGAAACUGCCGAUUUUGGUUAUAAGGAAAGUCCUUAUACGGAAGAAUCAAAAAGUGAUGAUCAUAGCAAAAAUUUUGAUAUUCAUAGCUCGGGAAAUAAUGAUAUUAAUAAUAAUAACGAAAAUACUAGUGGAUAUAAUCAUGAUAUUACAAAAAAAUAUUGGAUUGAUUUUAUGAAAAAAAGCUUUGAUAAUAUUAAUGUAAAUGAAAUAAAAAAUAAAAUUUUAAACGAUUAUGCUAAGGUGAAUAAUGGUAGUAGUGAAAAUAAAGCAAACAUGGAGAUAGGGAAAAAAGAUGCAUUUUGUAAAGACACAAAUGAAGAGUCAUUAGCUAAAUAUAUACAAGAACAAAUUAAGGGUAGCAUAAAUGAAGUAAUUGAAAAAAUAUUAAAUCAUAAAGAAAUAAAUUUUGAAAUAAAUGGCGAAAAAAACAAUAUAUUAAAAAAGCAAACGGAGCAUUUCAAUGGUGAUAUGCUAUCAACUCAGGGUAAUAAUUAUUUGGCAAUUGAUGAUGUUAAGAAUGAAGAAGGGCAUUAUCGAAGUGAUUCUAAGGUUAAUAAUGGUGAUAAUAAGAAUAUUAGCGUAUCUAUUAGUAAUAAUAAUAUCGAUAAUGCACUAUUAAAGUAUGAGUUUAAAAAAGAAGGAACCAACGACGAAAUUGGAAAACAAGAAACUCAAACAGAGUCAAGUGAAGGAAAAAUGGAUGAUACAAAAUUGAAAAGUAGAGAAAUAAAUAAUGAAAUGAUAAUUUUAGAUAAAGAAGAUAUUGAAGAGUUGUACAAACUAAAUAAGCAUUUAAAAAUGAGCAAUGCUAAAAAAAUAAUUGAGAUAAAAAAAGAUGAUUGUAAUAAAAAAAAACAAAUAAAGUGGAAAGAUGUAUUAUCUAAUUGUAUAAGUGCAAUUUAUUAUUUAAUUAAUGAUAAUAAUAAAAAAACAAAUAAAAUGAAUAGUUUAUUAGGUGAUAUAAAUAAUAUUAGCGAAUUUAAAAAUAAAAUUGAUAAUUUAAAUAAAGAAAAUCAAAAAUUAAAACUUGAAAUAGUGCAAAAAAAUGAUGAAAUUAAAAAACAUAAUUAUAAGGAACGAAUAAAUUUGAACAAUAAAAUAAGUGAGUUGUCUAAAAAAAAUAUAAAUUAUGAAAAAGAAAUUAAUAUAUAUAAAAAUAAAGUCAAUGCAUUAAACAAUAAAAUAAUAAAUAAAGACAACGAAAUUGAUCAAUUAAAAAAGCAAUACCAAAUAAUUUUAGAUGAAAUAGAGAAUUGUAAAAAGGAUGCUAAAGCUAUUAUCAAACAAGUGUUAAAUAAAAAACAUACAAAUUUUAUAGACAAACAAUGUUUAGAUAUUUCAAAAUAUUAUAAUAUCCAAAUUAAUGGAUUAAAGAAGGAAAUUAAAAAUUUAAAAGACCUUAUUAAAAAUGAAGCAAAGGAAAAACUAUUGUUAAAUAAAAAAUUAAAUGAAUUGAUACAGUCAAAUAAAGAUAUUGAAAGUAAUACUGACAAAAAUGAUCUCACUGAAACAACAAUAUUUGAAGAAGAUGAUAAUGAUAAUAAAUAUGAUGAAAAAAAAAGUAGUGAUGAUAAUCCAGAAAAAGAGCAUACUAAAUUAACGAAAAUUAAGAAAGGAGAAGAUAAGUAUAAAAUUAUGUAUUUUAAUUUGGUUGAAGAAAUGGAGGAAAUUAAAAAAAAUAUUGAGGAUCAAAAAAUAGCAAAGGUGGAACAAAGUCAGGUAAAUACAUCUGAAAAAAUUUUAGAUGUAUAUAAAAAUAUUAUUAAAGAAAAUCCGGAUUUAGAUAAAAAAAUCUAUAAUGGAGAAAAAGUAUCUGAAAAAAAUAAUAAUAAUAUUUGUAAUAAUUGUUCUAUGAAUAUAACCAAUUUUAGUAAUGAUGAUCGGUUGAAUAAUUACGAUUACAACAGUAACAAUAAUGAUGAUAAUAAUUCUAUUGAUAGCUCAAAUAUGGCAAUUGAAUAUUCUAAGAAAAGUAUAAUACAAACAGAUAAGUACAAACAAGACAUAAAAUCGAUAUCGUCUAUGCAAAGAUUGGGGCUUUCUAAAGAGAAUUUCGAAAUAUCAAAGAGUGUCAUUGAAAAUACUUGUAAAAAGAAAGAUGGUGAAAAAAAAAAUGAUAACUCUAGUAUAAUUGUAUCAUCAUAUAAUGAAUACAAAAAUAACAAAUAUCCAAUGGAAGGAAAUUAUUCUGGUCAAAACAACAUGUAUGAGAAUCCAUACCUAAACAGCUUUGUAAAAAUGUUUAUAGAAAAUGCUUCUCAUCUUGGUGUAUCAUUGGAUAAUUUUAAAAAUUUUCUUGACAAGCCCGAAAAUGCAUACUCAGAUAAAAAGUGUAAAAAUUCAUUUGAUGAGAGCAAUAAAAUAUUAUAUAAUAAUUUAAUGAAUUAUGAAAAAGUUGAACUGAUUAAUAUGUUUGUAAAUAUUUGUAAUGAUUUAAAAACAGAUAAUAUAUUUAUUAUAGUACAAUUUGUAAAAUUUUUAUCUUUUAUUGUAUACGAGCAAUUACCUUUGUUUACGUCUUUUUACUGUAACGUUGCAUCUGUAACAUCUACAGAUUCACCAAACUCAGUAAUAUCUUUAGGCUCUAUUAUUUCAUUAAAUUCGCUCAAAUUUGAAGAAUGUGUUAAUGUUAUAAAGAAGUGGAAAGACCAUUAUAUAAAUGCAAAAAAAUAUUAUCAAUUCAGAAAAAAUGUUCUAUUAAUUUUUCAAUCUGAAUUAAAAGAUCUUCGAAAAAACCAAGUCGACUUUCAAUGUGUGGAAAUUAUAAAAAAUAUGUACCAAAAGAAUAUGGAGAUAUCUAAGUUUUCAAAUGACCCCUUUGAAAAAGCAGAAUCAAUAAUAAAUAAACAAUCAAAGGAAAUUAUAAGUAAAAUUAUCAAAGCAUAUAUGAACCUUUAUAAAAUCGACAAGAUAAAUCAAAUUAUACCGCAUAUGAAUACUAUGAAUUCAAAGAUUAAAACACAAUCGUAUUUUAUAAAGUCCAUAUCCACAUGUUUAAAUUUAAAUAAGUCGGACAGUUUUCAAGAGAUUGGAAAUCAGAUAAAGGAAUUAACAACCAUUCGUGUGAUCAACGAAAAAAUAAAAAACAGAAUAAACAUGGAUCAAAUUGAUGAAUAUAUUGCCGCCUAUACAAUUAUGGGAACCCUAAAAAAAUACCUAAACAUCACACAUACAAAGGACCUAUUACCAUCUAUAUCUAAAAUUAUCCAAAAAAAUAAAUCAACCUUAUAA
Messenger RNA from Plasmodium vinckei vinckei, 6018 nucleotides. RefSeq names its product conserved Plasmodium protein, unknown function. The record is from RefSeq and is a predicted model, not a curated record. The transcript is spliced from 5 exons. Bases 1 to 6018 code for a protein of 2005 amino acids. Gene Ontology annotation, molecular function: gamma-tubulin binding. Gene Ontology annotation, cellular component: centrosome. NCBI's taxonomy places the organism in Eukaryota, Apicomplexa, Aconoidasida, Haemosporida, Plasmodiidae. Gene Ontology annotation, biological process: regulation of microtubule cytoskeleton organization; cilium assembly.